UUGCUAUCUGCGCGCGCGCGUGUGCCAGUGUGACAGCGCCGUGGCGGUGGCCGUGGCCGUGGGGCGCGCGGGGACCGCCCGGGGUGCCCGCUCCGCUCAGCGUCGCGGCCGCGUGGCCCGGCGGAGCCCCGAGACCACCCCCGGGCAGGGCGCCGCCGCGAUGUCGGUGGCGGGGCUCAAAAAGCAGUUCCACAAAGCCAGCCAGCUGUUUAGUGAAAAAAUAAGUGGUGCCGAAGGAACGAAGCUAGAUGAAGUAUUUAUGGACAUGGAGAAGAAAGUAGAUAUUACCGGUAAGGCUGUUGCAGAAAUCCUUUCCAAAGCCACAGAGUAUCUCCAGCCCAAUCCAGCAUACAGAGCUAAGCUGGGAAUGCUGAACACUAUGUCGAAGAUCCGUGGGCAGGUGAAGGCCACCGGCUACCCACAAACAGAAGGCUUGCUGGGGGACUGCAUGCUGAAGUAUGGCAGGGAGCUCGGAGAAGAAUCUGCUUUUGGCAACGCAUUGAUAGAAGUUGGUGAAUCCAUGAAACGCAUGGCCGAGGUGAAAGAUUCUCUAGAUAUUAAUGUGAAGCAAACUUUUAUUGACCCACUGCAGCUACUGCAAGACAAAGACUUAAAGGAGAUUGGGCAUCAUCUAAGAAAGCUGGAAGGCCGCCGCCUGGAUUAUGACUAUAAAAGGAGGCGAGUAGGUAAGAUACCCGAGGAAGAAAUCCGGCAGGCAAUAGAAAAGUUUGAAGAGUCGAAGGAGCUGGCUGAAAGAAGCAUGUUUAAUUUUUUAGAGAAUGAUAUAGAGCAAGUCAGCCAGCUGGCCGUGUUUGUAGAGGCAGCAUUAGACUAUCACAGACAGUCCACAGAGAUCCUCCAGGAGCUGCAGAAAAAGCUAGCGAUACGAAUAGCGUACUCCUCCUCAAUCCCCAAGCGAGAAUACCAUACCAAGCCCGUGAUUGCGGCGAGUUCUAGCGACCUCAAUGGAGUCUCCAGCAGCACUUCCUCAAAGAUAUCAGGUACUCACAUUCCUGAGGAUCAACCCUGCUGUCGUGGUCUCUAUGACUUUGAGCCAGAAAACGAAGGAGAAUUAGGAUUUAAAGAAGGGGCCAUCAUCACAUUAACUAAUCAGAUAGAUGAAAACUGGUACGAAGGGGUGUUAGAUGGGGAAUCCGGCUACUUCCCCAUUAAUUACGUGGAAGUCAUCGUGCCUUUACCUCGGUAAAUGUGUCUUUUGGACCUAAUUUCCUAACUGAAAUGAAUGUGCACCAGUGUUCUCUCAGUGUGGUGUUCUGUGGCAUCCUCACUCUCUGGCCCAUUUAAUCACUUUUGUAUGUGUGUUUUCUUUAUAAUGUAUUUUGUAUCAAUUUAAUUUGUAUAACUGAUUUCUUUGUCCUAACUUAUAAAGAUAGUUUUCUUCUUGUUCUAAAAAGUCAUUGGUUCAAUGUAUUUGCUUCCUGUUGCUAAAAAAAAAAAAAGUAAAUUGCGCCCACUACAGAUAUGUGAACAAAUGGCCUUUGUAGUCCUUAGCUGCAGUGGAAUGCACCCUUUGCAGCCGAGAAAGCUAAAGCUUCUGUUCCUUGAGAUUUUGAUGGCAUCCAGUCUUUUCCUGUUUUAAGCUACCUGUGAACAGCCCAAUAAACAAGACACACUGUGUUCGUAAAGAC
This is a messenger RNA of Onychomys torridus (southern grasshopper mouse), 1649 nucleotides long. It is a transcript of the gene Sh3gl3, whose product is annotated as SH3 domain containing GRB2 like 3, endophilin A3. The record is from RefSeq and is a predicted model, not a curated record. The coding region runs from base 161 to 1207 and encodes 348 amino acids. Gene Ontology annotation, molecular function: protein binding. Gene Ontology annotation, biological process: synaptic vesicle uncoating; endocytosis. Gene Ontology annotation, cellular component: presynapse; cytoplasm; glutamatergic synapse. The transcript is spliced from 9 exons. Lineage: Eukaryota; Metazoa; Chordata; Mammalia; Rodentia; Cricetidae.